Cryptococcus wingfieldii CBS 7118 is the source of this 1086-nucleotide messenger RNA. RefSeq lists its product as hypothetical. The record is from RefSeq and is a predicted model, not a curated record. Lineage: Eukaryota; Fungi; Basidiomycota; Tremellomycetes; Tremellales; Cryptococcaceae. Bases 1 to 1086 code for a protein of 361 amino acids. The transcript is spliced from 16 exons.
AUGGACUCAACCGUAUUGUUGGGCAAGGCGACCGGGGAGAUUGGCGGUUUCAACGAGACCAUGGCCGCGGCGGCAUUUGAAGAGAUUUCUUCCUUCAUCUUGCGAUGCCAAUUCGCCUCUAUCGUAAUUGUCACGUUCUUGUCCGGCGUACUCGUCAUGCAGAUCUUUACCUACUUUACCUAUCAGCGAAACGACGUCAAGUUGACACAAGUAAUCGUGGCCUGGUCAUGCUCUUGGACACUCGUGAUCACUUGUUAUUACUGGGUGUACAUAAGCUAUUUGUUUGUAGACAACUUUGGCCUCUGGCUUCCCUGGCUCGAAGUCCGAUGGCUUGCCAAAAUGCCUGUCUUCGACGCGCUCGCCGUCAUCCCCGUUCAAAGUUUCUUUGCCUACCGCGCCUAUUUGCUCAUGAACCGGAACAAGAUCUUGCUCGCUGUUCUUGCUCUUCUUCUCACCACUGCGGCCGGUGGCGCUAUCGGUACCACCAUUCUCUUCGGCGAGCAAGAGACUCUCUUCGGUGCUUCGGCUAGCGGACCUGCUUUGAUCACCUGGACUGCUGUCACCACUGGUGCGGAUAUUAUCAUCGCUGGGUGUAUCCUCGCUGGUUUACUCCGAUCGAAGACGGGCUGGACCCACACGGAUAAGCUCAUCACUCGCCUCGUCCGACUCACUUUCGAAGCCCAACUGCCACCCACAUUCCUUGCUCUCGCUUACGUCCUCGAGUGGUCCCAAACACCCUCCUCCCUCUUGGGUGCUGUCUUCCAAUCUCUCCAAUCUUCCGCCUACACUGUCGGUCUGCUGUUCACGCUCAACUCUCGUAUCGCUUUUACGACUGUUGACAAUAGCAUUCGAAGUCAGCAGACCCCGCAGGUUUUUGGUAUGAGUAACGUCAACUCCCGCCACCCGACCGAUGGCAUUCAGGUGGAUGUUCAGACUUAUGUCCAUGACGACCAGCCUUAUGAGUACAGCCACGACAGGAAAGGUCACUCCAAAGCCGAUUCAUUGUCUGACGGGGACACUGAGAGAGGUGUGGUGUUUGAGAACGGCAGUAGGGCUCACCUGACUGCUGGAUCUAAUGCUGUUUAG